AUGUUGAACAAGUAUGUGCUAGUGAACUAUGUUCCAGAUACAAUAGACGACAAGGUAUUGUUUGGACCGCUUCUUAUUGGCGCUAGGUAUCCAUCCCUCAGGGGCACAGCGUUUGCAGAGCGUGGAAUAGAUUGUGCUUUUGGGUCUCAUCAUAAGGAUCAAGCAUUCAUUUUCUCUGAGAAUCUCUGUGCACAGAUUAACUAUGCACCACACAUUGCAAAUAACAAGAUAAUUAAAGGCCCAACGACCAUCGCUACAAUGUUCCCUUUCUUCACAAAGAAGGUGUUUGAAAGCGGCGUAGACGCCGCGUUUGAGUCAACUAAAAAAUAUGAAGCUUACCUCUUCAAAGGCGAUCAGCGUGCUCUUAUAAACUAUGAUUAUGAUUCCCACCUCAUCGCCAUCUAUCUCAUCAAUCAGUGGCUUUCCUAG
Ilex paraguariensis (yerba mate) is the source of this 429-nucleotide messenger RNA. NCBI's taxonomy places the organism in Eukaryota, Viridiplantae, Streptophyta, Magnoliopsida, Aquifoliales, Aquifoliaceae. The record is from the annotation of a GenBank genome assembly.